Mizuhopecten yessoensis (Yesso scallop) is the source of this 1778-nucleotide messenger RNA. Its product is annotated as transcription termination factor 4, mitochondrial-like. The transcript has 2 exons. NCBI's taxonomy places the organism in Eukaryota, Metazoa, Mollusca, Bivalvia, Pectinida, Pectinidae. Gene Ontology annotation, biological process: regulation of DNA-templated transcription. Gene Ontology annotation, molecular function: double-stranded DNA binding. The record is from RefSeq and is a predicted model, not a curated record. The coding region runs from base 121 to 1353 and encodes 410 amino acids.
GUCCAAACGCACCUCCAUUUUAAAAGAGUUCGACCAAGCAUGCUUUUGGGAAAUGAUUCUGGCAACAUAACCUAACUACGUGUGUAAUGAUGAAGAAUCUUUGAUCGCUGUAUAACCAAGAUGAAGAUUCUACAUUCUGUUCGCUCUCUAUUGAAGUGGAAAUACCUACCUGCCAGGACAUGGUCUUCUAUGGGGCAAGGGGAGACAACGCACACAAAAUGUUUAGGAGACUACAGAAACCUGAGUUUCUAUGGAAACACUGAUAUGCCAAGCAUCUCAAAACCCUGUCAUGGAUUCAGAAAGGUGUUAUACACACAAAGACUAUGGUUUAAAUCAGAUAAGAAAUUUUCUAACUGUAUGUGUGUUGUCAACAGGUCUAUUCACAUUCAACAUAGUGUGAUGAUGACAGAAACGGAGAAAGUUUAUCCAGGCGAUGGUGGUAAAUCAACGAGUGAAAACAUCAAGAUUAUGGAAAAGAUUGAGAGCGAUGUCAACGCUAUAAGUAAAAGUGUCCUGGAGAAAAUGGAGGAAACUGAAAAGGUUGGGGAUGAUUUGAGAAUAAUUCUGGUUGCAUGUAUACGACACUUGUACAGUUUACGUUUGUCUCUAGUCCAAAUACAGCACUUUUUGACAGAAAACAAGGAUAUUUACAAACAUCAACAUUUUAUUUCAAUCACAACUUUCUUAUACAAGAACGGUUUUAAUGGUAGAAGAGUUUGCAAGCUUGUGUCGAAGUAUCCCAAGGUUCUAGACAUACCAAAAGAUGAAGUUCGGGCGAAGAUCGCACAUUUGCGGGAUCUUAGAUUCAUAAACACAAACAUUCUGUUAAUUAUCGAAGGCUUACCAGAAGUGCUGCAAAUCCCCACAAAGACUAUCACCAAGCGCAUCUCAGAUCUACAGCACUUGUUCAAGUCGAAAGAUGUUCUGGAUCUUAUAGGUAGGUCGCCUCCCCUUCUGAUGGAAGACCUGGCUGUGAUCACAGCAAAGUUCAAUUAUGUUUUCCAUGUGAUGGGUAUCACCCAGAGACAAAUCAUGUACAGUAGUCUGUUUAAACACAGUCUGAAUCAUAUCAGACAGCGGCAUGCCUUCCUGGUACGUUCAGGGUUUUACAAAACAAGAGUAAAGAAGGGUCAGCUCAAUCCCAACCCUGUCUUAGAAGAUAUUGUUGAUAUGUCAACCCGAGUUUUCUUAAAAAAAUACGGAAACAUGCCAAUGUCUGACUACAUUGCUUUUUGUGAAUUGUUUGAACGCGAAACUCGUGAUGCUGAUGAUGAGAUAGAUGAGUAUUCUGAUGGUGAAGAAACACAUGAUGAGGACUCUGAUGAUGAAGAAACACAUAAAUGGAAGAGAUGAUUACUGUUGUUUUGAAAAUUUGACCAUUCUAUAAAAAUAUACAGAAAUUGGUGUCCUCACCGUUUGUGUGUGGCAAUUCCGUCUGACAGAAAAUUUUAGUAAAUUUAUUUCUGCUAACUUUAAAAUCAUACUGGUAUCUAUUCAACCCUGGGUAUGUUAAUUAAACUUGUGAUCACUUGACUUGGCCUGUUUUGUUUCUUCACUUUCAACAAAUUAGAAAGGUAGGGCAUGUAAUUGAAAGCAUGUUACGGGAAAAAAAACCUGGCUUAAAAAGUAAGUCAUUUGCCAUGAGCCUGACGAGAGUGAUAUAAUCUUGAAAACUGCAUUGAACAUUUUCUGUGGCUAAAAGAGUUAUAGAGCAAAAGAUUCAGUUAACUUGUUAUAUGCCUGUUGUGUGAUAUAAUGUCUGCAAAAUAUAUAGAAUA